Hypoxylon fragiforme is the source of this 1462-nucleotide messenger RNA. RefSeq names its product haloacid dehalogenase. Gene Ontology annotation, molecular function: hydrolase activity, acting on halide bonds, in C-halide compounds. Bases 452 to 1201 code for a protein of 249 amino acids. NCBI's taxonomy places the organism in Eukaryota, Fungi, Ascomycota, Sordariomycetes, Xylariales, Hypoxylaceae. The record is from RefSeq and is a predicted model, not a curated record. The transcript has 3 exons.
GAAAUAUUGGGUCCAGAUCUCGUGUCGUUAGUUCCCAGACCACCCCUCACUCCCCCCUAUUCAUGCGCCCACCCAUCUGCUCGAAUCAUCCCUACUGAUCUCCCACACGUCGCGCCGCCUUCGCCUGCAUGAACUGCUGGGGAUGUGAAUGAUGCCUUCUAGACUUGGAUCCUUGCUUUGGCUUUGAUUCGGGCAGUGAGAUCCUUUCUGAUCGGAAUUAUUGAGAGGCAGAUCUUGAAAUAUGGCAUAGGUUAGGUGGUUCUUUUCUUGGUUCCUUGAUACCAAUAAAUCGCACGGGUCCAAACUGGAAACUAUCGACAUGAACAACCUAAUUCGGCACUGGGCAUAUAGCUAUAGCUACCCCGCAUAAUCACGAGAGACUUACGGAUCACCGAUCAACGAACUGGCCCAUUUCCCGGAAAUCCCUAUCUACACAUAAAAGAUUGAUGCAAUGGCGACGAAGAAGAUAAUCAUCGCGUUCGACCUGUACGGGACAUUGUUGUCCACCGAAUCAAUAGCCUAUGAGCUAGCCAAAGUUUACGGCGCAGAACAAGAGGCAACCUGGAAGUCUUUGGCUGCAUUAUGGCGCCGAUAUCAGUUGGAAUAUACGUGGCGGAUCAACAGCAUGGGCGAAUAUAAGCCUUUCAGCACGAUAACGCGGAACGCCCUAUACCACGCGGUAUCCGAGCAUGGACUUAGUCUCUCAUCAGAAGACGCAGACGCUCUCAUGCGGUCGUACGAUGCCUUGCACGUCUUCCCCGAAGUACCCCUAGCGCUGCGACUCUUGGAUGAUGAUAAGUAUGGCGAUAACAACAAUAAUAAGUCGGUGGAAGCCUACGUGUUCUCGAAUGGCACCGAUGAGAUGGUGGAGAAUUCAAUCAAGACGUCCCCGGAGCUCGGGCCGAGUGCAGGGAGGAUUUUCAAGGCGCUGAUUACGGUGCAUAGUCUGCAGUGCUUCAAGCCGGAUAAGAGAGCGUACGAGCAUCUGGUCAGGCAGGUUGGCAAGAAAGGGCAGGAGAGUGAUGUAUGGGUUGUGAGUGCUAAUCCGUUUGACGUUGUUGGUGCCAGAGCUGCUGGGUUAAAAGCAGCUUUUAUUGAUAGGACUGGCAAAGGUUGGAUAGACCGGCUAGAUGAGAAGCGUGCGCCUUCAGUCAUCACAUCCGGUGUUGAUGAAGCGAUCAAACGCAUCCUGAAAUAUUGAUAUUUUUUUAUUUUGGGGCAUUUACCUACACAUCAUAACUUAAAUAAUUCCUUAGAUCAUCAUGGCAAAUCAUCAUCGUCGUAAACGGCAUCAAGAAAUGUAACCUAGGGGUUACCGAGACGGUGCGACUGCGUCAAUACCUCUUAGGUUGGCAUACAAAAUUGCAGCAAGAAUUAGGUUAGAUAAUCCUAUGGAAGCUUUCGAAGAGCUUGAUGAUCUCGUCCGCAAACAUCUCCGCAUCGCCUGGAUACCAAGCACUUA